AUGGCGCCACUCGUCGAUCGAGCCGAAAUCAAAUCGGCAUCACUGCAUAACCCGUUGCCUUUAUUUGCCCAUACGUACAUAUGGCCGUUCGCGAUCCUAUGGCCCAUCUUUUUCAGCUUUUAUCUGUCGCAGGAAAAUUAUGAUCAGUACAUCAACGGCCAAGAAUGGACAUUUGUGUACGCCGGCAGCAUUGUCACAUUGCAAUCGCUCUUCUGGCUCAUGACCUUCUGGAACGUCAACCUCCGAUCCCUCUUCACCACCACGAGCGCAAAGAGCGUACGAAAUGCGGGCUUGAUCAAGGUCAUCCCUCAAGCCAACGCCGGCGCCAGCGAAAUAUGUCCAAUCGAGCGYGAGAAAGUCGCAGGGUCAGAGAGCGUGAGCUUUUUGUUCCAGAAGAGAAGGUUCUUGUACGAUGAAAAGACGAACACUUUCGCGCCCCUGGCAUACAGCAUCGAUCGCGUACCGAAGCCGCAGGUGGGAGACUUCCAGCGCUCCAAGGGGCUGGUCAAGGGUGCAGAAAUUGAGCGUCUGCAGCAAUACUACGGACCCAACAUCUUCGACAUCCCUGUUCCGACCUUCUCCGAGCUGUUCAAGGAGCACGCUGUCGCGCCAUUCUUCGUGUUCCAGAUCUUCUGUGUGGGCUUGUGGAUGCUGGAYGAGUACUGGUACUACUCACUCUUCACCCUGUUCAUGCUGGUGGUUUUUGAGUCUACCGUUGUUUGGCAACGACAGAGGACCUUGAAGGAGUUCCGUGGGAUGAGCAUCAAGCCGUACAAUGUGUGGGUGUUCAGGCAGAACAAAUGGCUUGAGGUGCUGAGUGAUCAGUUACUCCCCGGUGAUUUGGUUUCGGUGGGCAGGACAAAGGAAGACAGUGGAGUCGCGUGCGAUAUGAUGCUUGUUGAGGGCAGUGCAAUCGUUAACGAGGCCAUGCUUUCUGGAGAGAGUACUCCAGUGCUCAAAGAUUCGAUCCAGCUCAGACCUGCGGACGCCACAAUCGACCCAGAAGGUCUCGAMAAGAACGCCCUACUAUGGGGAGGCACCAAAGUCUUGCAGGUUCAGCACGCUACCGCCUCAGAUGAUGCCCCGGACACUGUCCCGCAGUUCAAGUCUGGCGUCCCACCUGCUCCCGACAAAGGUGCUCUGGCAAUCGUGAUCAAGACCGGAUUCGAGACGAACCAAGGUGCUCUGGUCCGGACGAUGAUCUACUCGACAGAGCGCGUCAGUGCCAACAAUGUCGAAGCGCUCCUAUUCAUCCUCUUCCUGUGUGUCUUUGCUGUUGCCGCUUCUCGCUACGUCUGGAUUGAAGGCGUCAAGCAGGACAGAAAGAGAUCGAAGCUGCUCCUAGACUGCGUGCUCAUUAUCACCUCGGUCGUCCCACCGGAGCUACCUAUGGAGUUGAGCUUGGCCGUCAACACCAGUCUCGCUGCCCUGAGCAAGUACGCCAUCUUCUGUACCGAGCCCUUCCGAAUCCCCUUUGCAGGCCGUGUUGAUGUUGCUUGCUUUGACAAGACUGGAACCCUUACCGGCGAGGACCUUGUUGUUGAUGGUAUUGCUGGCUUGUCUCUCGGCCAGCAGGGUGUGCCAACCGAAUCAGAUGGCGCUCAGAGCCACCUUACUAGACUCACCAACACCGGACUGGAGACUGCCCUGACCCUGGCCACUGCGCACGCACUUGUCAAACUUGAGGACGGAGAUGUCGUUGGUGAACCAAUGGAGAAGGCUACUCUCGAGUCACUCGGCUGGACUCUCGGCAAAAAUGACACUCUGUCUGCCAGAGCUGGCGCCAACUCCAAGGGCGCCACUGCAUCGGACAUUGUACAAAUCAAGCGACGGUUCCAGUUUUCCUCUGCUUUGAAGAGGCAAAGCUCGGUCGCUACAGCUAUCAUCACAGAUCGCCAGACUGGCAAAAAGACCAAGAACACUUUUGCCGGUGUAAAGGGCGCGCCGGAGACAAUCCGAAAGAUGCUAGUCAACGUUCCACCAAAGUAUGAGGAGACCUUCAAGUACUUCAGCAGGAACGGCGCACGCGUGCUGGCCCUGGGAUACAAAUACAUCUCCACGGGCGACGAAAUCACUCAGAAGAAGAUCAAUGACCUCAAGCGUGAAGAUGUGGAAUGUGAGCUGCAUUUCGCCGGGUUCUUGGUGUUGCAGUGCCCGCUCAAGGACGAUGCGAUCAAGGCUGUGCGCAUGCUCAACGAAAGCAGUCAUCGUGUGGUCAUGAUCACUGGCGAUAACCCACUUACUGCUGUGCACGUUGCACGCAAGGUCGAAAUCGUUGAUAGGGACGUUCUGAUUCUCGACGCGCCUGAAGACGAUGACAGUGGCGAAAAGCUGGUGUGGAGGAGCGUGGACGACAAAACCAAUAUUCGCGUCGACCCUACCAAGGAUCUGGAUGCGGAGAUACUCAAGAACAAUGAUCUCUGUGUCACUGGAUAUGGCCUCGCCAAGUUCAAGGGUCAGAAGGCUCUUCCAUCUCUACUGAGGCAUACGUGGGUGUACGCAAGAGUCAGUCCGAAGCAGAAGGAGGAAAUUCUUGUCGGUCUCAAGGACCAGGGCUAUACCACACUCAUGGCUGGAGAUGGUACCAACGAUGUUGGCGCACUGAAGCAGGCCCAUGUGGGUGUUGCUCUGCUCAACGGMACCAAAGAGGACAUGGACAAGAUCGCCAAGCACUACCGCGAGACCAAGAUGAAGGAAAUCUACGAGAAGCAAAAGCAAAUGAUGUUGCGUUUCAACCAGCCCGAGCCGCCUGUUCCAAUCAAUGUCGCCCACCUGUACCCACCUGGCGAGAAGAACCCUCACUACGAGAAGGCUAUGGAGCGCGAAGGGAAUUACAAGGCACAAAUCGCCGCGUUGAAGGAAACCCAGGAAAAUGAAGGUGCGAACGGUGCGAACGGUGCGCUCACUUACACGCCGCCGCCACAGCCCGUCCAGCAAGCGAUCGUGGAAGCCAAAUCUCCCCAAGAUCAGAAGAAGGAACGGGCGCAAAAUGCAGCAAGUCAGAUGGCAGAGAAGCUCUCGAUGUCAAUGCUUGAGGACGAGCUGAACGCCGACGAGCCGCCAACUAUCAAGCUUGGUGAUGCGUCAGUUGCUGCACCAUUCACCAGCAAGCUCGCCAACGUCGUUGCCAUUCCCAACAUCAUCCGGCAGGGUCGAUGCACGCUUGUUGCAACUAUUCAGAUGUACAAGAUCUUGGCUUUGAACUGCUUGAUCAGCGCAUAUAGUUUGAGUGUGCUCUACCUGGAUGGUAUCAAGUUUGGUGACGGUCAGGUCACGAUCAGUGGAAUGCUCAUGAGUGUGUGCUUUUUGAGCAUCUCCCGCGCCAAGACCGUCGAAGCCCUCUCGAAGGAGCGCCCGCAGAACAACAUCUGGAACUGGUACAUCAUUCCAUCUGUGCUUGGCCAAUUCGCAGUCCACAUUGCCACUCUCAUCUACAUCUCCAACACUGUUCACCGCUUCGAGCCGAAGAAAGACCGCAGCUUGAUUGACCUCGAGGGCGAGUUCGAACCCUCGCUGCUCAAUUCCGCAAUCUAUCUCCUGCAGCUCAUUCAGCAAAUCUCCACCUUCGCCAUCAACUAUCAGGGCCGGCCCUUCCGCGAGAGCAUCAAAGAGAACAAGGGCAUGUACUGGGGUAUUGUCCUCGUCACCUCUGUCGCGUUUUCUUGCGCCACGGAAUUCAUCCCGGAGAUAAACGAGCAGUUGAAGCUCGUCCCAUUCGUGACCGAGUUCAAGGUUAUUCUCUGCACCACCAUGGUUUUGGAUUACGCUGGUUGCUGGAUCAUUGAGAAGACACUCAAGAGUAUCUUCAGUGAUUACAAGCCCAAAGAUAUUGCCGUUAGGAGACCAGAUCAGUUGGCCAGGGAGCAGAAGAGAUUACAGGCGGAGAAGGAAGCCGCUGAUCGAGCGAAGGAAGAAGCGGCUGGGAAGGUCUAG
Ramularia collo-cygni is the source of this 3933-nucleotide messenger RNA. RefSeq names its product probable P-type ATPase. Lineage: Eukaryota; Fungi; Ascomycota; Dothideomycetes; Mycosphaerellales; Mycosphaerellaceae. The record is from RefSeq and is a predicted model, not a curated record. Gene Ontology annotation, cellular component: endoplasmic reticulum membrane. Gene Ontology annotation, molecular function: ATP hydrolysis activity; ATP binding; P-type ion transporter activity. The coding region runs from base 1 to 3933 and encodes 1310 amino acids. The transcript is spliced from 3 exons. Gene Ontology annotation, biological process: intracellular calcium ion homeostasis.